CCGUGAGAGGGGGGGGGGGUAGGAGCUCGGGAGGGGCUUAGUAAAGUCCUGACCAGCCUGGCACUUUGAGAAGUCCCGGAGAAGACGUGUGUGUGGCAGACAGGAGCCCGAGCACGAUGGCCACCGAGGCCGAUAACGAUGUUUUCCUCCCUGAAGGAAGCUCCAUUAACCAGUUCUUACACGAGUUACCAAGUUACCAGUCCCUGGUGCGAAGAAAACCGUCAAAUUAUGGAACCAUGGAAUCAAAGAGGAGCAGUCAGCGGAAGCGAUCGCUGUCCCGGGGGCUCAGUCAAGUGGAGACCGUUGAUGCUGAUCUCAGUACUCCUCCACGAGAGUUAGCGCUUAGUAUGCAGGAAAAAAGAAAAUUAAGGGUUGAACAGGCGAUGCUUACCCAGCACUACAAAGGCUGGACCCUUUGGAAAGACAACACUAGAAACUUCAGCAGAAAAUUCAAACAUGAUACGUUUGCUUUCUUAAAACAUUUGUGGCUCUGGCGGUCCAAUAUUCACGAUAUAGAGGGUAAAUUUGGUACCGGUAUUGGGUCUUACUUCUCAUUUUUGAGAUUUGUGUUGCUGCUGAAUUUUGUCAUUUUCCUUUUGAUGUUCUGGUUUACAACCCUGCCACUCGUCAUUUCUAAACUGGAUGUUUUCAACAGCACUCAGAUCGUUUCAGGCAGUGCUGAGACUGAAUGUUCAAAAUACCCACAGCACAACCAAGGGCUGAAAUAUUUUUACACGAACAUCGUAGAUCUGCUCUCUGGAACGGGUUUCCUCGAAAUGACUUAUCUGUUCUAUGGAUUUUACACGGUAGACUAUGUCACGGUGUACAAUUUUAAUUAUAGUCUACCGCUGGCCUAUGUACUGGUCACGAUCAUCUACCUGCUGCUAAGCAUUUUCUGGAUUGUGAAAAGGGCAGUAGAAGGCUUUAAGCAUAACCUUGUGAAUGACGAAGAGAGAUUUCAGAGCUUCUGCAAUAAAGUAUUUGCCGGCUGGGAUUUCUGUAUUAAAGACCAGUACUAUGCUGGUCUGAAGCAUAGCAGUCUGCUGCAUGAGCUGCAGACUGACUUGGCAGAAGAAAGAUUGCGGAACAGGAAGCAGAAACGAACGCGGGGAGAAACCAUUCGAAUCUAUUCCUUGAGAAUUUUCCUGAACAUCAUUGUCAUCGCAGUUUUGGCUGGCUGCUUCUAUGCAAUCUACUUGGCUACAGCCUUUUCACAAGAGUAUACAAAUGAUAUGAGCGUAAAUAAAGAGAAAGGGAUGAGCUUGCUGGUGGAGUAUCUCCCAUCUAUUGUAAUCACUAUUGCCAACUUUAUUACUCCCAUCAUCGUUGAAAAUAUAGUACGAUAUGAAGACUAUUCUCCAGCCUUUGAGAUCCGCUUUACGCUCAUAAGGUGUGUGUUUGUCCGGUUGGCCAGCAUUGCUGUACUGCUCAUCUCUUUAUGGACAAAAAUUACUUCCUGCUCAAACGGCACUUGCAAGACGUGUGGCUACAACUAUGUAGACUAUGCUUGCUGGGAGACCAGGGUUGGACAAGAAAUGUACAAGCUGAUGAUCUUUGACUUUUUAAUCAUUUUGGCAGUGACCAUAUUAGUAGAGUUUCCAAGAAAGCUGCUGGUGACACACUGUGCAUGGAGACCAUUGCAGUGGUGGGGUCAGCAGGAGUUUGAGAUCCCUCAGAAUGUACUGGAGCUUGUGUAUGGACAAACAAUCUGCUGGAUCGGAGCUUUUUAUUCCCCACUUCUUCCAGCCAUAGCGAUUAUUAAAUAUUUCAUAAUCUUCUAUGUUAAAAAGAUCACUUUGAUGGAAAACUGUAGACCACCAACUAGACUUUUCCGUGCUUCCAGUUCCAAUUUCUUCUUCCUGGUGAUAUUACUGAUUGGCCUCAUCUUUGCCUGCAUUCCUGUGGGGGUUGGAAUAGCACAGGUACCAUCAUCUAAAGCUUGCGGCCCCUUCGUUAACUACAAUACCUCCUGGCAAAUUAUUCCAAGUACAGUGGAAAAGUUCCCAGACGGCCUGAAGAAGACCAUUUAUGUCAUUUCAUCAGAGUCUUUUGCUGUUCCAUUUUUCCUGUUGUCAUGCUUGGUGAUGUUCUACUUCAUUGCGCUGGCCGGCGCCCAUAAGAAAGUGGUGGAGCAGUUGCAGGAACAGCUGGCCAUGGCAAGCAGAGACAAAAUGUUCCUAAUCCGACGCCUGGCAGAAGCUCACAGCAUCACUAUCUAGCUGCGUUAUGGGGGACUGAACCCAACAGAACUGUUACUACUGCUACAAGAGGCGCCGAUGCCCCGUGGUCAAAUGUUAUGUAAGAAUGCACUUUAUAAACUGCAGCCGAAAGCGUCUGAUACUGUCUCAACCAAGUUACCAAGGCGUAUGCCGUUAACGUAUUUUAGCAACAAAACUGUGACCGCGUGUUACAUUUUUAUUUAUUGUACAUUGCAACUCUUUG
This is a messenger RNA of Bufo gargarizans (Asiatic toad), 2442 nucleotides long. RefSeq names its product transmembrane channel like 7 (gene TMC7). Gene Ontology annotation, cellular component: plasma membrane. Gene Ontology annotation, molecular function: mechanosensitive monoatomic ion channel activity. Bases 117 to 2219 code for a protein of 700 amino acids. Lineage: Eukaryota; Metazoa; Chordata; Amphibia; Anura; Bufonidae. The record is from RefSeq and is a predicted model, not a curated record. The transcript is spliced from 16 exons.